AUGGAAGACGACGAGCAGACUCUCCGAGAACUAAUCCGUCCGAUGUCUCCGGAGGAGGCAAACGCCACGUGGCAGCAUUUGCUGGCCGGAGCCGGGGCGCGGGAAGCCACCCCAGCCCAGGCGCGGGCACCGCCCGUCGGCGCGCCCACCCGGCGACCGGCACCACGGGUGGGGACCUCGACCCAAAGGUCCCGCGACGCCGACGAACGAAAAUUAUUGGCAUUGGCCGGGUACGCACCGCCGCCUGCCACCGAGCGUCCCAGGGGCCAGCCCCACGUCCGGCCCGUGGGAUGGGCAACCAGCAACAGACCGCCGGCCACGUUACCGACCUCGGCUCGCCCAGGUCCUCGAGUCUUCCGGGUGGAAACGCCGAGACGUAGGGUGGUCCUGCGGACGCCACCAGGGGCACCACACGCCGCCCGGCGCGCCCCCGCAAGGAUCGAGGCCUCCGCCCCUCCACCCACGACACCACAGGCGCCACCACCACCAGCGGCAAAAGGAGGGGUAAACGCUCCCCGGCACACCAAGGAUCAGAAGACGCUCAUGCGCGAGCUCUUUGGGAGCGAUUCGUCGGGGAGUAGCCGGGAACCUUCCCCAACGACCAGGACACUAGCCGAAAGAGGGUCCAGUCGACCUUCCCCCUCCCCCACAACGAGGGAAAGCCAGGAACUUCGGGGGCCUCGACGGACCGUAACCCUGCCGGACGGUACCCAGGUCACGGUUACCGGGCGGCCACCUUGCGCCAGCGGGCCUACCGGGUUCACGUGGGCAAUGCCCGGUGGAUUCUCCACUUCCGGGAGGAAGCCCUCUACCGCGCCCAACGAGCCGGGCCCCAACCUGGCGAGGAGGUGGUGUAACGAGGCGCUGCUACCUUGUUUCUAA
This is a messenger RNA of Odontomachus brunneus, 882 nucleotides long. Its product is annotated as atherin-like. The coding region runs from base 1 to 882 and encodes 293 amino acids. The transcript has a single exon. Lineage: Eukaryota; Metazoa; Arthropoda; Insecta; Hymenoptera; Formicidae. The record is from RefSeq and is a predicted model, not a curated record.